Molecule: messenger RNA, 2619 nt
Organism: Enhydra lutris kenyoni (northern sea otter)
Lineage: Eukaryota; Metazoa; Chordata; Mammalia; Carnivora; Mustelidae
Product: arylsulfatase family member J
Exons: 2
Coding region: 114-1916 (600 amino acids)
Source: RefSeq, a predicted model, not a curated record
GGAGACGGUCCACCGCCUGCUCGGUCGACCCCUCCCGCGUGCAUGUGGGCAGCGGCGGCGGCGGCACGCGGUGCGUGGUUCUGCGAGUGGAGUCUCAGCCGGGACCCAAGUGAAUGGCCCCCAGGGUCUGUGCGGGGCCUCCGCCUCCCUCGCCUCCUCGAGCCUGGGUCUGGCCGGGAAAAAUGCUAGCCGUGGGGGCGCUGGCAGCCUUCUGGGCGCUCAGCCUCCUGACCUACGGUUACCUAUCCAGGGGCCAGGGCUUGGAGGAGGAGGAGGAAGCGACCUUUCGAGCUCAGUCUGGAGAGAGACCGGAGCCCAGUACGACUGCCACCUCCCAACCCCAUCUCAUUUUCAUCCUAGCGGAUGAUCAGGGAUUUAGAGAUGUGGGUUACCACGGCUCGGAGAUCAAGACUCCCACUCUUGACAAGCUCGCUGCCGAAGGAGUUAAACUGGAGAACUACUAUGUCCAGCCUAUUUGCACACCGUCCAGGAGUCAGUUUAUUACUGGAAAGUAUCAGAUACACACCGGACUUCAACAUUCUAUCAUAAGACCUACCCAACCCAACUGUUUACCUCUGGACAAUGCAACCCUACCUCAGAAGCUGAAGGAGGUUGGCUAUUCAACACAUAUGGUUGGAAAAUGGCACUUGGGUUUUUAUAGAAAAGAAUGUAUGCCCACCAAGAGAGGAUUUGAUACCUUUUUUGGUUCCCUCUUGGGAAGUGGUGAUUACUACACACACUACAAAUGUGACAGUCCUGGAAUGUGUGGCUAUGACUUGUAUGAAAAUGACAAUGCUGCCUGGGACUAUGACAAUGGCAUCUACUCCACACAGAUGUACACUCAAAGAAUUCAGCAAAUCUUAGCUUCCCAUGACCCCAGAAAGCCUAUAUUUUUAUAUAUUGCCUACCAAGCUGUUCACUCACCACUGCAAGCCCCUGGCAGGUAUUUUGAACACUAUAGAUCCAUUAUCAACAUAAAUAGGCGGAGGUAUGCUGCCAUGCUUUCCUGCUUAGAUGAAGCAAUCAACAAUGUGACCCUGGCUCUGAAGACAUAUGGUUUCUAUAACAACAGCAUUAUCAUCUACUCUUCAGAUAAUGGCGGUCAGCCCACAGCAGGAGGAAGUAACUGGCCUCUCAGAGGUAGCAAAGGAACAUACUGGGAAGGGGGCAUUCGGGCAGUCGGCUUUGUGCAUAGUCCACUUCUGAAAAACAAGGGAACAGUGUGUAAGGAGCUUGUGCACAUCACUGACUGGUACCCCACUCUGAUUUCACUGGCUGAAGGACAAAUUGAUGAGGACAUUCAACUGGAUGGCUAUGAUGUCUGGGAAACCAUAAGUGAAGGCCUUCGUUCACCCCGGGUCGAUAUUUUGCAUAACAUUGACCCCAUUUAUACCAAGGCGAAAAAUGGCUCCUGGGCAGCAGGCUACGGGAUCUGGAACACCGCCAUCCAGUCAGCCAUCAGGGUGCAGCACUGGAAACUGCUUACAGGAAACCCUGGCUACAGUGACUGGGUUCCCCCUCAGUCUUUCAGCAACCUGGGGCCCAACCGGUGGCAUAACGAACGAAUUACCUUGUCGACUGGCAAAAGCGUAUGGCUCUUCAACAUCACAGCUGACCCAUAUGAGAGAGUGGACCUGUCUCACAGGUAUCCUGGAAUCGUGAAGCAGCUCCUACGGAGGCUGUCACAGUUCAACAAAACCGCAGUGCCUGUCAGGUACCCCCCCAAAGACCCCAGAAGUAACCCUCGGCUCAAUGGAGGAGUCUGGGGACCAUGGUAUAAAGAGGAAUACAAGAAAAAGAAGCCAAGCAAAAAGAAGGCUGAGAAAAAGCAGAAGAAAAGCAAGAAAAAGAAGAAACAGCAGAAAGCAGGUUCAUUUCCAAAUUGCCAUUCAGGUGUUUGUCAUUAUCAUGGAUAAGUACAUUUUUUCCAAAAUUGGUUAAACUUAAGUCAGUCUUAGUCUUUUAGCUGUUUUCUAGGUAAACCAGCAAAUCUGGCUCAAUAAUAUCACUGCCAUUAGCACCAGACUUAUUUUCAUGUCAUGGUCACAAGGAAAACAGGUCUAUUCGGUGCCAAAGGUGCUACCAUUGCAAGCCACACUUGGAGGAGGAUAGAGACGUUUAUUCCUUUUGCUCCUUUAUGAAAGUGCUCAUUAAGGAUUUCAGCUGUUGUGCUUCAGUCAAGGGACCAAACAUUUGCUUUCAACUGCAAUCAAUGAGUAUGUUAAUUUGAUGGAAGUUACAGGGUAGUGUGAUGAAAACUACUUUUGAGUAGUUUUGAGGUUGCCUCGCCUCAAAAGGCCUUGAAAAAUAUUUUUUCUUAGUGAAUUAUUGUAUCUCUAUCUUAUGAUACUUGGUUUUUCUAAAUUAAUUCCAUUUCAUGUAUCAUUUCCUUUCCUGUGAAAAUAAGCUGUUUCCUCCCAUGUAAACAGCUUGCACCUCAUUUUAUCACGCAUGAGGGAAUGGCAAAUAAGAAUGUUUGAGCACACUGCCAAAACGUGAAUGUAACUAUUUUCUAAACACUUUAACAGAAUGACAUUUCAACAUAAAGUACAUAAUUUAUUUUACAGAAAAAAAUAUUGUUUUCAUAAAGUUAUGCAAAUGACUUUUAUUUUUAUUUUC